This is a messenger RNA of Manacus vitellinus (golden-collared manakin), 1275 nucleotides long. RefSeq names its product solute carrier family 10 member 2 (gene SLC10A2). The record is from RefSeq and is a predicted model, not a curated record. The transcript has 6 exons. Gene Ontology annotation, biological process: bile acid and bile salt transport. NCBI's taxonomy places the organism in Eukaryota, Metazoa, Chordata, Aves, Passeriformes, Pipridae. Gene Ontology annotation, cellular component: apical plasma membrane. Gene Ontology annotation, molecular function: bile acid:sodium symporter activity. Bases 1 to 1089 code for a protein of 362 amino acids.
AUGCAGACAUACCUUCUUUCCCAGCUAUUUAAUGGUAGCUCUUUGGCAGAAGACUUCACAACUUGUCCAGAUAAUGCUACUAUUUGUGAUGGGACAUCUUGUGUAUUACCAGAAGAUAAUUUUAACCAAACUUUGAGCGUAGUUUUAAGUACUGUUCUAACAAUUAUGCUGGCUUUGGUGAUGUUCUCCAUGGGCUGCAAUGUGGUACUUAAGAAUUUCUUGCACCACAUAAAAAGACCCUGGGGUAUUUUUGUCGGUUUCCUUUGCCAGUUUGGAAUUAUGCCUCUCACAGCCUUCUUGCUAUCUUUGGCCUUUAACGUCCUUCCUAUUCAAGCUGUCGUGGUGCUGAUCAUGGGAUGCUGUCCAGGAGGCACAGCCUCCAAUGUCAUUUGCUAUUGGGUGGAUGGAGACAUGGACCUAAGCAUCAGCAUGACAACUUGCUCCACACUGCUUGCAAUGGGAAUGAUGCCACUUUGCCUCUUUAUUUACACCAAGAUGUGGACUGAUUCUGAUGCAAUUGUACUCCCCUAUAGCAACAUUGGAACUUCUCUGCUAGCUCUCGUAAUUCCAGUUUCCAUUGGAAUAUUUGUUAACCACAAAUGGCCUAGUAAAGCAAAAAUUAUACUUAAGGUCGGUUCCAUUGUGGGAGCAAUACUCAUUGUGCUCAUUGCUGUGGUUGGGGGAAUACUCUACAAAGGCUCCUGGGUUAUCACACCCAAAUUGUGGAUCAUUGGCACCAUAUUUCCAGCAGCUGGCUAUUCUUUAGGAUUUCUGUUGGCUCGCUUAGCUGGUCUGUCUUGGCACAGAUGUCGUACAGUGUCUCUGGAAACAGGCAUGCAAAAUACUCAGCUAUGUUCAACUAUAGUACAGCUCUCAUUCAGUCCUGAUCAACUUGAACUGAUGUUUACUUUCCCACUCAUCUACAGCAUUUUCCAGCUGUUGUUUGCGCUGCUAAUUUUAGGAGGGUACCGCCUUUACAGAAGAUUCCAUGUCAAAACAAAGACAGAUGUCGAGAAAACUGAGCAAAAAGAGGAUUCAACAUCAAAUGCUAAAAUAAAUGGAGGAUUUGUAUCAAAUGAGACCAAAUAGACACUUACCUCUGCUCCCACUAGUUGGAAAGAUAAAAUACGUGGUUUACUUAAAACUUUUUUUUCACAUGCUGUUGGUUUAUGGAAAUAUUUAACAAAAGAGGUUCUGCUGAUAUUUUACAGUAAGAUUUUAAAAUUAACUUAAGAAAGAUUUCUACUUUGAUUUCGAGCAUGGUUCCUGCCACAA